Molecule: messenger RNA, 3055 nt
Organism: Xiphophorus couchianus (Monterrey platyfish)
Lineage: Eukaryota; Metazoa; Chordata; Actinopteri; Cyprinodontiformes; Poeciliidae
Gene: rxfp3.2b
Product: relaxin family peptide receptor 3.2b
Exons: 1
Coding region: 168-1373 (401 amino acids)
Biological process (GO): cell chemotaxis; positive regulation of cytosolic calcium ion concentration; calcium-mediated signaling
Cellular component (GO): external side of plasma membrane; membrane
Molecular function (GO): C-C chemokine receptor activity; C-C chemokine binding
Source: RefSeq, a predicted model, not a curated record
GAGGAGAUGAGAGGGGGAGAGUCGUGGUAGUGGAUUGCAUCUGUGGCUGGUCCAGCGUGGACACCUCCUAAUGCAACAGGGAUGCUCCAAAUGCCUCGAAUGCAAACUUUCUUGUCUGCGUUUGCAGCUUCCUGAUUUUGUGGACAUAUGAGAAGAAAAGUGCAGCCAUGCCGCUGAACGAGACUGAAGUCCAAACACUGGCCCCAGAGCCAUGUGAGCAGCAGAUGCUCCAGGAGGAUCACCCUGGAGGUGGGAGUGGGGGGUCAGCCACCAGCAAUCUGUCGCUGCACUGCUGGCUGCAGCUCCUUACCAGGGAAUCCAUCAUGGAAUUACAAGAAGACAGCUCCAGCUUGAUGGUGCGUGUGAUGAUAGCGUGUGUGUACUCCAUAGUCUGUGCUCUGGGUUUGGUGGGGAACUCGCUGGCUCUGUAUCUGCUCCACUCCCGCCACAGGCAGAAGCAGUCAUCUAUAAACUGCUUUGUUAUGGGGCUGGCCAUCACAGACCUGCAGUUUGUUCUGACUUUACCCUUCUGGGCGGUGGACACGGCGCUGGACUUCCGCUGGCCUUUUGGCCGGGUCAUGUGCAAAAUCAUCAGCUCUGUCACCACCAUGAAUAUGUACGCCAGCGUGUUUUUUCUAACUGCGAUGAGCGUGGCGAGGUAUUACACCAUCUCCUCGGCUCUGAAGAUGCACAGUCGGAGGGCGGCCACAUCCAGGGCAAAGUGGACCAGUCUCGGCAUCUGGGCCGUCUCUCUACUGGCUACUUUGCCGCAUGCCAUCUACUCCACCAGUGCUGAGGUGUCGGAUGAGGAGCUGUGCCUGGUCCGCUUUCCGGACUCUGGCAGCUGGGAUCCACAGCUUCUUUUGGGUCUGUACCAACUACAAAAGGUCCUGCUGGGGUUCCUUAUUCCUCUGAUCAUAAUUACUGUCUGCUAUCUGCUCCUGCUGCGAGUCAUCCUCAGCCGUCGCAUCACUGGAGCAGCUGAUCCAGAGGCUAAACAAGGCCGUCUGAACCGGCGCUCCAAAGUCACCAAAUCGAUUGUCAUAGUGGUUCUGUCAUUCUUUCUGUGCUGGCUGCCCAAUCAGGCUCUCACGUUCUGGGGGGUACUUAUAAAGUUUGACCUUGUUCCAUUUAGCAAGGCAUUCUAUAACGUGCAGGCCUACGCGUUCCCGCUGACCGUGUGCCUGGCGCACACCAACAGCUGCCUCAACCCUGUACUCUACUGCCUGAUUCGCCAGGAGUUUCGGGCAGGACUCAAGGAGCUCCUCCUCCGCGCUACGCCGUCCUUCAGGAGCUUGACUCACCUGCUGCGUCGCAAGACCAAAGUGGCUGAGGCUCCAACCGUUCUGGUUCUGGUUCCAAUGGAUGUCUGAGCACGACAACCUGUUUUGGAUGUGAGGAAGCAAGAACAGCUAACUCAGAGAGUGUACUUCCCGUAUUGAUCUAGAGCAGCUUGCUGAGGGAUGGAAAGUUUUUCCAGCCUUUUCCAAAACAUAACAAAAGAAAAAGAAAAUCACGUUUCUCGUUGGUUGUUGGAAAUAACAUAAUCACAGGCACUUUGGGUUGUGUACCAAUUUCUCACAUCCAGGACAACAGACUCAAUUCUGUUGUUCUGGUAGCUCUCCCUCCCACUUUGUGCGAGAGGCAGCCCUGCUCUUUGGUCUCAAAUAUAUAUAUGUAUAGAGAGAGAGAGAGAUCAGUCUGAUAAAAGGAUUUUCUUUCAUGCCAGCCAUUUUCUGUGCUGUUGUUAGUGUCCAAAUCCAAAUCCAAAAGAUAAAUUUAAACAAAUCAGAAAAAAGGCAAAUCUAUGAUGUGCAAAAAACUCACCUUUACUUCAAAUAUAAGACAAGUCAUUAAUUCAAUUAGUAUAUUUGUGAUAAAAGUAUAAAAAAAAAUGUUUUAAGUGGGGUUUUUUUUCAGGUAUAAAUUGUACAACAGUUACUGUUUACUGCAUUCUGUUGGAAAACAUAUCUACACUGAAUGAAUAAAUAAAUAGGGAGAAACCUUGAAAAACCUCCAAAUAAAAAGGCUUUGGCAAAAUAAAUGUACAGUUGCUAAGAUAAAUGCUAUCCUUAAGGACCAGAAGUCCUCGAGAUUGCUACAGGAUUCAUGUCUCAGGACAUCUAAUCAUACGCCGCUAAUGCAAUCCGAGCACAUACACAGCGUCGACUGCACAGAAAUGGAAAAACUGCCACUCACUUUACCACUCCUACUUGCUUCCACUAGCGGCAACACUUAACACGCUUUCUCACAUCAGCAGAAUUGUCAGAUUGCACAUGAAUAAUUUAGAUUUUGCAUAAAACUUGCAUCAUUUUUUUAAAACCAGGUCAUUCAUUAAUAUAAAUGUUUCAAAUGCAUCACCCGCGUUUGUUUUUCUGUAUAAUUAUGCACUUAUCAAGGCACAAAAUUUGAAAAUGUAAGGGGAGCUAAAGCAUAUCAUUAACUGUUCUGGUUUCUUUUGCAAACAAAAGUUCGUUCUUUAAGUAAUAAAAAAAAGUGGGACUGACUGACAGGCUACAAAUAAAAUGAAGGCUGCACUGGCAGGAGGGCAUCACAUCAAAAAUAAAAAAAUGCUUAAGUCUUGUGUAAGCUUUUAAUAAUGAGACUUGAUUCUCGCACCACAGCUCUUCAGUCGAUAACAGCAUCUAAAGUAAUCCAGGAACAAAGAAGUGCAGUUUGAAUGUUUGUCAAGCAGAGGAAAGCUUUUCUCUUCCCCUUCCGAUGGGCUGAGAUGAGAGAAUAUGGCACAUUCUUGUCUGUAGGUCUCAUGUAACUUGUAGCGUAAUAAUGCAUACUCAAAAUGAUUUAGCGCUGACCCUGAAUAUGAUGUACUGUAGUGAUUUUUAAGUGCUUUCACAUGCUCUUAGCGCAGGUAGCUUCUCAUCUGUCUCACGCAAACGGCAAUGAGCUAAGAUGACUCAUCCACUGCUGGGAAGUAUGGCUUCAAAUUUAAUGCUACUUAAACACACUGCUCAUUAAUGCUGUUUGUUUUAGUUGUGGCUUUGUGCGUUUUUAAUUUGAUUCCUAUUAAACUGUAAAAAUUGAUUAACUCCUC